CGCACAUUCAGCCUCUAACGGAGACAGAGGAACUGUGGACUGCUUACAGCAAGAUCUGGACCCACAACCAGAACCCACAACAGGUAGGAAAAGAGACUCCAGAACCCUAACCCAUCUGGACCCAGGACCCAGAACCCACAACCCAGAACAAUCUGGACCCAGGACCCGGAACUCAGGACCCUAACCCUCAACAGCAGCAGCGUUGUGAUGAAGCUUGGUUGGAGGCCUUCACAGACAACAUGGCUUUGAAUGCUCAUCAUCCAACUUCCAGAUGUGACUUCAUCACCUGCAACUGAUGGAGACAAGAACUGAGGUUCAUGUCCCAAAACAGGAUCAGAUAUAUUGUUUACCCAGAACCUCUGGAGUCACUGUGAGUGGAUCUGGACCUAGACUUGGACCUGAACCUGAGCCCAGCUGUGUCUCCCUGAUGAGUGGACAGUCCAUGGACCCUCCUGAACCCAGUAGACGGUCCAUGGACCCACCUGAACCCAGCUGUGUGUCCAUGAGGAGUGGAUGGUCCAUGGACCCACCAAUAGUUUUUAACCAACCAAUCCCAGGUUUGGGAACGAUGAAGACUCUAAGUGGGUGUGUUUUUGUUCGGAGUGUGCAGGACUUCACCUCAGAUCAGCAGAAAAAUACAUACACACUAUGGGAGCAGCAGUGUGUAGGGUCAAGUGGUCAGCACCAUCACACCGACCUGGACUCCGUAUUUAAGCGGCUGGAGGAAGACAUCACCAGGUUUGUCAAGAAGGAGCUGAACAAGUUCCAGCAGAUUCUGAGUCCAGAUUAUGGAGGAGCGGCAGAACGCCUGAAGGACCAGGAUGAAGAACAGAGGACAAGCAGAGAGGCCGUUCUGAAGAUCACACUGAACUUCCUGAGGAAGAUGAACCACCAGGACCUGGCCCAACGUCUGCAGACCAAAUCUCCUGACAUGUGCCAGUCCAACCACAAAUCCAACCUGAAGAAAAAGUUUGAGUGUGUGUUUGAGGGCAUCGCUAAAGCAGGGAACCCCAAAACCCUCCUGAACCAGAUCUACACAGAGGUCCACAUCACAGAGGGAGGGGCUACAGAGGUCAACCAGGACCAUGAGGUCAGACAGAUUGAAACGACUUCCAGGAAACCAGACCAACCGGAAUUAACCAUCCUGUGUCAGGACAUCUUCAAAACACCAGCUGACAGAGAUCGACCAAUCAGAACAGUGCUGACAAAGGGCGUGGCUGGCAUCGGGAAAACAGUGUCCACACAGAAGUUCAGUCUGGACUGGGCUGAAGACAAAGCCAACCAGGACAUCCACUUCAUAUUUCCAUUCACCUUCAGAGAGCUGAAUGUGCUGAAACAGAAGAAGUUCAGCUUGGUGGAACUGGUUCAGCACUUCUUCACUGAAACCAGACAAGCAGGAAUCUGGAUCUUUGAAGACCUCCGGGUGGUGUUCAUCUUAGACGGUCUGGAUGAGUGUCGACCUCCUCUGGACUUCAACAACACUCAGAUCCUGACUGAUGUGACAGAGUCCAGCUCAGUGGAUGUGCUGCUGAUGAACCUCAUCAGGGGGAACCUGCUUCCCUCUGCUCGCCUCUGGAUAACCACACGACCUGCAGCAGCCAAUCAGAUCCCUGCUCAGUGGGUGGACAUGGUGACAGAGGUCAGAGGGUUCAAGGACCCACAGAAGGAGGAGUACUUCAGGAAGAGGUUCACAGAUGAGAAAUGGGCUGGUACGAUCAUCGACCACAUCAGGAAGUCCCGAAGCGUCCACAUCAUGUGUCACAUCCCAGUCUUCUGCUGGAUCACCGCUACAGUUCUGGAGGACGUGUUGAAGACCACAGAGGGAGGAGAACUGCCCAAGACCUUGACUCAGAUGUACAUCCACUUCCUGGUGGUUCAGGCCAAACUGAAGAAUGUCAAGUAUGAUGGAAGAUCUGGGACAGAUCCACCCUGGAGUCCAGAGACCAGGAAGAUGAUUGAGUCUCUAGGAAAACUGGCCUUUGAGCAGCUGAAGAAAGGAAACCUGAUCUUCUAUGAAUCCGACCUGACAGAGUGUGGCAUCGAUAUCAGCUCAGCCUCAGUGUACUCAGGAGUGUUCACAGAGGUCUUCAAAGAGGAGAAAGGACUGUACCAGGACCAGAGGUUCUGCUUCAUCCACUUGAGUGUCCAGGAGUUUCUGGCUGCUCUUCAUGUCCAUCAGACCUUCACCAACACUGGAGUCAAUCUGCUGUCAGAAGAACAAACCACAUCCCAGUGGUCUGGAUCUGCAGAGGCACAGUUCUACCAGAGGUCUGGAUCUACAGAGGCACAGUUCUACCAGACCGCCGUGGACCAGGCCUUACAAAAUCCAAAUGGACAGUUUGACUUGUUCCUUCGCUUCCUCCUGGGUCUGUCCCUGCAGACCAAUCAGGGUCUUCUAGAAGGUCUACUCACACAAAGAAAAUGCACCUCACAGACCAAUCAGAAAACUGUUGAGUACAUCAAGGAGAAGAUCGAUGAGAAUGUGUCUGCAGAGAGAAGCAUUAACCUGUUCCACUGUCUGAAUGAACUGGGGGAUCGAGAUUUGGUGGAUCAGAUCCAACAGUACCUGAAAUCAGGAGGUCUGUCCAAACAGAAGCUGUCCUCUGCUCAGUGGUCCGCUCUGGUCUUCAUCCUACUGUCGUCAGAAAAGGACCUGGACGAGUUUGACCUGAACAAAUACGGUGCUUCAGAGGAGGCUCUUGUGAAGCUCCUCCCAGUGGUCAAAGCCUCCAACAAAGCUCUACUCAGCGGCUGUAACCUCUCCGACAGAAGCUGUGAAGUCCUGUCCUUGGUUCUGGGGUCCCAGUCUUCCAGUCUCAGACACUUGGACCUGAGUAACAAUGACCUGAAGGACUCUGGUGUCAGGCAUCUGUGUGCUGGACUACAGAGUCCCAACUGUACCCUGGAGACUCUCAGACUGUCUGGAUGUCUGAUCACUCAGGAAGGCAGUUCUUGUCUGGCCUCGGCUCUGAGCUCCAACUGUUCUCAUCUGAAGGAGCUGGAUGUGAGCUACAACCACCCAGGAGACUGUGGAGGACUCCUCCUGUCUGCUGGACUACAGGACCCACUUUGGAGACUGCACACUCUCAGUUUGGAUCCUUCUGGAGUCCAAUGGUUGACGCCAGGUCUGCGGAAGUACUCCUGUGACAUCACACUGGAUCCGAACACCGCUCAGGCGAAGCUCAAACUGUCGGACGGGAACACGAAGGUGACGUAUAUGGCCGAGGACCAACAACACCCCCAUCACCAGGACCGCUUUGACUGGUACUCUCAGGUGUUGAGCUCGACGGUCCUGAGUGGGCGCCGGUACUGGGAGGUGGAGUGGAGGACCAAGGCCGACAUAUCGGUGUCUUAUGGAGACAUCCGCAGGAAAGGGAAGGGUCUGGAAUGUCUGUUCGGAUGCACCGAUCAGUCCUGGAGGCUCCGCUGCUCCGCCGACUGUUACUCCUUCUGCCACAACAACGUCACCACCUACCUGUCGUUGUCGUCGUCGUCGUCCGGUCGAGUGGCGGUGUACGUGGACUGUCCUGCCGGAUCCGUGUCCUUCUACAGGGUGGUCUCUGGUCAGCUGAUCCACCUCCACACCUGCUACACCCCAGUGACUGCCCCAGUGCAUGCUGGGUUUGGGCUGUGGUCUGGUUCCUCAGUGUCUAUUUGUGAUCUGAAGGACGAAAGGGUAUACCCUAACUUGAAAAAGGUUAGGGUAUGCUAACCUUAACCCUUACCUUAAAAGGUUAGGGUAUGCUCAGUGGUGCAGAAAGGGUCCCCUGGGAUCCCAAGCUAUAUAUAUAUAGCAUGCAACCUGCACGCUCUCUCUCACUCUGACAGAGACAGACAGGUGGGGGAGGGGCAAUUUGGACUCAGGGGGUCCCUUCAGAGAAUUUGAGACAGCUAGUUGUUACUGCAACUUCUCACUUCCGCUGUGCAGUGAACUUAUUCUU
This is a messenger RNA of Sphaeramia orbicularis (orbiculate cardinalfish), 3941 nucleotides long. Its product is annotated as NLR family CARD domain-containing protein 3-like. Gene Ontology annotation, molecular function: protein binding. The record is from RefSeq and is a predicted model, not a curated record. Lineage: Eukaryota; Metazoa; Chordata; Actinopteri; Kurtiformes; Apogonidae. The coding region runs from base 296 to 3712 and encodes 1138 amino acids. The transcript is spliced from 11 exons.